This is a messenger RNA of Thermothelomyces thermophilus ATCC 42464, 1035 nucleotides long. RefSeq lists its product as uncharacterized. Bases 158 to 844 code for a protein of 228 amino acids. NCBI's taxonomy places the organism in Eukaryota, Fungi, Ascomycota, Sordariomycetes, Sordariales, Chaetomiaceae. The record is from RefSeq and is a predicted model, not a curated record. The transcript has a single exon.
AUACGUAAUUAUUCAAGGUAGGUAUGUACCUACCUUCCCCUUAACAACCAAAACGCGAACGUGGCAUCUCUUUCUUCGACAUUAGUCUCCAUGCCACCCUUCGCUCAGUGACUGCGUUGAACCGGAUCAUUACCGAGAGUACCGGAUUAAAUACACCAUGCGCGGACUGCAGAGGACCACGGGUGCUCUCCCCAGGGCAACACCCGGUCUACUGCGCACAUGCGCCACUCGCCAUAGCCGCACCAUCAACACCCUGCAGGCCCGGCAAAAGACCUCCGGCGACCAGCAGCGGGCCAACGCUCCGGCCACGUCCGCCACCACGCCGCUCGACCUCUCCCGGAACCAGGGGGUCUACGGCGCAAAUUGGUCCUCACACUUCACCGCCUCAUCGGAAAGCCACAGCCUCCUGCAGCAGGCCGACGACCCCGCGCGCGCUCUCUACACGACGCAGAUCUACCACGGCCAGGCGCGCCCGCCCAGCCGGCGCGGCAUCCACCACCACUCGGCCCCGGCCGCGUCGUCGUCACAGGCCGACGGCAGCAGCAGCAGCAGCAGCAGCAGCAUCAGUCGCCCCGCGGCGGGGGCCGGGACCGGGACGGGGGUGUCCGCUUCGGCGCAAAAGUUCGGCAGCGCGGUCAAGGGCAACCCAACCGAGAGCGAGGCGGACGUGGCGGCGGACCGGGCCGAGGACGACCCGCUGCCGCCGGAGCUGCACCACACAAUCCAGCUGGGCGCGGGCGGCGCGGCGCCGCGGCGGACCGAGAGCGAGGAGGACGUGGUCGCGGACCGCGGCGCGGUCGGCGAGGACCCGCUGGCCCGCGUCAAGAAAGAUCAACGCCGCUAAUUAAGUAACACUGGCUUCGCUGAACGCGCGGGUGGCUGGGUAGAUAAUAAUGAAUGAAGGAAUAUUUGGGGGUAUAUCGCGGGAGUCCUUUCCGGCGCCAACAGGUCCAGUAAUGAAUAACGUCUCAAAAGUUGGUUCGGUAUUUUUUUCCUUUGCAUUGAAUGCGACGACAGCCUGGGCGUUUAGGGUUG